AUGAACUCUGAAGAAAAUUCGACUGAAGAAAGCACUGCUAAGCACCAGAGCAAGUACAUUCAGAAAGAAAACUAUGUUACUGCUUUAAAUUCAGAAGAGGUGCUCGGCACUCCAAUCUACACAGACAAAGCCCCUCAACUCCUAGACAAAACAAAUUCACUGGAAAAUCCUCAGGAACCUGCUGGAUCCUCCAGCAGUAAUAUUCAACCUAGCAAUUCAACCUCAGUCGUCUCUCAAAUUGUUUAUGUGCCUCUGGAGGAAAGAAAGUAUUUAAAUCAGUUUGGUGAGGGUAGACAAGCCAAAUUCUUUAUAGAUAUCAUGCACAGGACUGGUGCCAACCUGGAAGAAUUAACUUUUAUCAAAGACCAAGGUCUCUACAUUAUAGUCUCUGGUAAGCCAGAAACUGUUAAGAAAGCCCAGAAGGAGAUUUUUGCUUGGUUUCACGAACAAGAUUCAACCACCGUUUCCGCUUUCAAAGAACAAUGUUGCACUGUUAUAGGCAAGACUGGAGAAAAACUACAAAACUUGGAAGAAAACACGGCAACCAACAUCCAGAUUCUAUGCCCUGAUAACUAUCAAAACCGAAUCAAGAUUGCUGGCACCAAAGAGGGCAUAAAGAAAUAUCCACACGAAGUUUUUACGUCUGAGGAACAAGACAAGCAUGCUUCAGAGAGGCUAGAUAUGGAAAUGUUAUUUCAUCCUUCUGUUGCCAGGCCAUACAAUACAUCUGUUUACAAAGUCGUGCAGGAGGAAGAGGCACGCAUACGUAUUCCACCACCUAGUACCAAUCACACAGAGGUAAUGUUUACUGAAAAAAAGCAACAGCUAAAUCAGUCUGUGGCUCCUGUAAAGGAGAGUUUUGAGGAUACCAAAAAGAAAAAUAUAGCCACAGCUAUGGAGAUGAAAUUGCAGCACAAGUGUACUAUUGGGCCCAAGAUCAAUUCUGUGCAGGAAAUCCUGGAAAGAACUGGAGUUUCAAUCGAGAUUUCACCCUCGGAGAACAUGUCAGAUCCUGAGACACUCCAAGGUGAGCCUGAAAGUUCAGGGAAGGCAUUUACUAAAGUGUGUUCAAAGUCCAAGCGUUACACUGUUUCCUCAGUUUCUGCACCUUCCUGGAUUCACAGAUUUAUCAUUGGUAAAAAAGGUCAAAAUAUAGCCACAAUAACUGAGAAUAGGCCAAAAGUUUGUGUAGAAUUUACUGGAGAUGAUAAAAUUAUCAUAAAAGGACCUACAAAAGAUGUGAAUUAUAUUCGAGACAAAAUUGAGGUCAUAGUCAAAGACCUAAUUGACAGGAUGUAUUAUGAAGAGAUUAAUAUUGACUACAAGGUUCACAAAUAUCUGAUAGGGAAGAAUGGUGUCACCAUAAACCAGAUUAAAGAGAAGAAUAAAGUUUCUGUGCUAAUCUCACCCGAAAAUGCAAAGAAUAACUUGAUCAGAAUUGAAGGGGAAGCUUGGGGUGUCCAACAGGCCAAGAGAGAACUUCUGGAGCUUGCUGCUCAUGCGAAAAAUGAGCAGAGCAAAGACUUAAUUAUCGAGCAAAGAUUUCAUCGCACAAUCAUUGGGCAGAAAGGUGAACGGAUUCGUGAUAUCCGUAAGAAAUUCCCAGAAGUUAUGAUUAAUUUUCCUGAUCUAGCACAAAAAAGUGACAUUGUCCAACUCAGAGGGCCCAAGUAUGAAUUAGAACAGUGCACAGAAUAUUUGGAGAAUGUGGUGACAGACCUUGUAGAAAACAACUAUUCCAUUACUAUUCCCAUAUUCAAAAAGCUUCACAAGAAUAUAAUCGGAAAAGGAGGUGCAAACAUCAAAAAAAUCUGUGCAGCGAGCAACACCAAAAUUCAGCUUCCAUCAGCAGGUAGCAACUCAGAGAAUAUUGUCAUCACUGGGAAACGGGAAAACUGUGAAGUAGCGUAUAACUGGAUUCUUUCCAUUCAGAAAGAUACAGCCAAUAUUUCAGAAACAGAAAUUUCUAUUCCUUCUGAUCUACAUAUAGCCCUUAUAGAUCCCAAAAGCUGUUUGAUUGGUUCAAUCAUGGAAGAAUGUGGAGGGAUCUGCAUGCACUUUCCAAAAGACAACUCAGGUCUUCAAAGGGUCAUCAUUAAGGGCCCUACCCAAAGUGUUGAGAAGGCUAAGAAAAAGCUGCUGCAACUAGCAGAAGAAAAAGAAAGCAAGAGUUAUGCUGUGGUCCUCCAGGUCAAACCACAGUAUCACAAAUUUCUCAUGAGUAAAAAUGGUGGCAAUGUUCCUAAAAUCUGUGAUGAGACUGGAGCACAUAUCGUCUUCCCACUCCCUGAGGAUGAGAAUCAAGAACUGAUAACUAUUACUGGAAUAGAAGAGGCUGUUAAAGAUGCACAAAAGGAACUAGAAGCUCUAAUCCAAAACCUAGACAGUGUUGUAGAGGACAAUAUACUGAUAAAUCCCAAGUACCACCGUCACUUUAUCAUGAGAAGGGGCCAGGUUUUACGGGAGAUAACCGAGGAGUGUGGUGGUGUGAUUAUUAAUAUUUCAUGUUCAGGAAAAAAGAACAAUAAAGUCACAAUCAAAGGAGCAAAACCUUGCGUGGAAGCAGCCAAAAAACAGAUCCAGGAAAUUAUUGGCGACUUUCAUACCCAAGUCACAACAGAAUGUGUUAUUCCCCAGAAAUUCCAUCAUUUUGUCCUGGGACCAAUGUGUUCCCGAGUCCGACAAAUCAGUAGGGAUUAUAAUGUUCGAAUCAAAUUUCCAGACAGAGAGGAGAAUGUAGUUACUAAUACAGAGCCAGUUGUUCAGGAAGGUGAAGACAAAAUUGGGAAAAGGAACACAAAGGAGGGUAAUCCUAUUUUUCCAAGGAAAUGUGACACCAUAUAUAUAUCAGGUCGAAAGGAAAAGUGUGAAGCAGCCAUGGAAGCCCUUGUGGCUUUAAUUCCUGUUACUGUUGAAGUAGAUGUGCCCUUUGACCUUCACCGUUACAUCAUUGGUCAGAAAGGAAGUGGCAUACGUAAGUUGAUGGAGGAGUUUGAAGUUGAUAUACAAGUCUCAGCAGCUGAAUUACAGUCCAGUAGUGUUUCCAUCACUGGCCUUGCUGCAAAUGUCAAACAAGCCAAAGCUAGAUUAGAAGAACGAGUCGUAGCUUUACAAGCUGAAAUACAAGAUCGAGCAUUAAGAAAUUUUAAACUGAGCUUAACCGUAGACCCCAAAUACCACCCCAAGAUCAUUGGUCAAAAGGGUUUAGUUAUUGCUCAGAUUUGCUUAGAACAUGAAGUUACCAUCCAUUUUCCAAGUAAAGAGAGCAAUGAAACACAAGACCAAAUCAUUAUCACUGGAUAUGAGAAAAAUACCAUUGCUGCCCGCGAUGCAAUAAUGAAAAUGGUGCAUAAGUUUGAAAAAACAAUAACUAGGAAAACCCCACUAAACCACCGUGUUCAUGGCCAAAUUAUUGGGUUCCGUGGGAAGGCCAUUAAUAAAAUCAUGAAUCAAUUCCAAGUAGAUAUCCGUUUCCCUCCCAGGGAGGCCCCAGAUCCAAACUUUGUCACUGUGACUGGAGUUCGUGAUAAAGUCACAAAAGCAAUUGAUCAUAUCCUUAGUCUUGAGGAACAUUAUCUGGCUACUGCCAUAAAGCAUGAGUCUCAGCAAGAGCAUAUGAAGGGGGUCUCUCUGUGUAACGUAUCCAGUGCUGUAUUCAAGAGUUUUGCAGCAAAAGAUGCUCCCUGUACUGCAAGCACCAGUCAAAAGAUUCCUGAUAUGAGCAGUUCGGAAGAUUUUCCCAGUUUGGGGGAUCAGGUGGCUCCUAAGACUCUCCCUUAGAGAUACAAACAACAAUGAUAAAAACAAAAUUUUUUAAAAUAAAAAAACAAAUUCUUCCUGACAGCUGACUUGAAAAUGCCAUUAAAAAACUCUUCCUAAAUUGACCCAGCUGUUGAAUAAUAUACACAUUUCUUAGAACAUUUGCCUCCAACACAUUCCUGCUUGUAUAUUCCAAAAUAUGUCUCAGU
Loxodonta africana (African savanna elephant) is the source of this 3968-nucleotide messenger RNA. Its product is annotated as vigilin-like. Gene Ontology annotation, cellular component: cytoplasm; nucleus. The record is from RefSeq and is a predicted model, not a curated record. The coding region runs from base 1 to 3780 and encodes 1259 amino acids. NCBI's taxonomy places the organism in Eukaryota, Metazoa, Chordata, Mammalia, Proboscidea, Elephantidae. The transcript has a single exon. Gene Ontology annotation, molecular function: mRNA binding.